Petromyzon marinus (sea lamprey) is the source of this 1317-nucleotide messenger RNA. NCBI's taxonomy places the organism in Eukaryota, Metazoa, Chordata, Hyperoartia, Petromyzontiformes, Petromyzontidae. The record is from RefSeq and is a predicted model, not a curated record.
UCUGUCUCUGUCUCUCUCGCUCUAUAAAAGUUGUUUAAAAGUCUCUAUCUCUCCGCUCGCUCGCUCGCUCGUGCGCAGCGCUGCAAGGACCGCCUCAACUCGCUCGCCAUCUCCGUGAUGAACGCGUGGCCCGGCGUGAAGCUGCGCGUGACCGAGGGCUGGGACGAGGACGGCCACCACUCGGACGAGUCGCUGCACUACGAGGGCCGAGCCCUCGACAUCACCACGUCGGACCGCGACCGCGCCAAGUACGGCAUGCUGGCGCGCCUCGCGGCCGAGGCGGGCUUCGACUGGGUCUACUACGAGUCCAAGUCGCACGUGCACUGCUCCGUCAAAGCCGAGAACUCCAUCGCGGCCAAGAGCGGCGGCUGUUUCCCCGGCGACUCGCGCCUCUUCACGGAGGGCGGCGGCUCCAAGAGGCUGAGCGACCUGCGGCCCGGCGAGCGCGUGCUGGCGGCGAGCGGCGGCGCCGCCUCGACGCCCGCCUACAGCGACCUCCUCCUCUUCCUCGACCGCGAGCCCCGCCAGCGGCGCCGCUUCGUCGCCCUGGAGACGGAGGGCGGCGGCCGCCUUCUCGUCACCCCGUCGCACCUCGUGUUCGCCGCGCCCGGAGACUCCGGCGGCGGCGGCGGCGGUGGGGCCCCGGAGGAGCGCGCCGUGGCCCUCUUUGCCAGCCGCGUGCGGCCUGGCAUGUUCGUCUUUGAGCUGGCGGGUGCUCUUGCUGAUGCUGCUGCUGGUGUUCUGCUGCCGCUGGCUCAGCUGCAGGUUUGGCCGCUGGCGCUGCCGGUGCUGUCGGUUCGGCUGCUAAUUCAACUGCGAGUGUUGCCGCCUGUUCCGAUGACGGCGCCGGCGCUAGCGCCGCCGUCGCUGCUGCGGGAUCGGCCGCCGCUGAUGCCGGCGCCGCUGACGGAACGCUACGGCUGCGCCCGACGCGUUCCAUCCUCUCGCGUGGCCGCGCAUGAGCAGCUGAGGAGCCAGGAGGAGCCAGGAGCCAGGAGCCAGCAGCAGCAGCGGCGGCAGGAGGAGGAUGAGGGUCCAUUGCUCCCGGGCAGACCCACCAUCCCCAUCCCCUCUUGUUCACUCGCCUCCGCGCUCCACGUUCCUCGCGCUCGCCCAACAUCUCCUCCUCCGUUCGAGCACCAGACCAAGUCGUCGGACUGCUGCACGCUCCUCAUGGCGAUUGGUACGGUUAUCCGCUCGUCGGCACCGCAUUUGUAUUACGCCGUGAAGCUCUACUCCGGGCAUCCUCGUGGCAGCGGCUGCAGAGGGCAGCGGCAGCAGCAGCAUCUGCAGCAGAAUCAGAUGCAGCAGCUGUAG